Brassicogethes aeneus is the source of this 1640-nucleotide messenger RNA. The record is from the annotation of a GenBank genome assembly. Lineage: Eukaryota; Metazoa; Arthropoda; Insecta; Coleoptera; Nitidulidae.
GAUUAACGUGAGAUUUAUAGCUUGAUCACCAUGGAAAGUACAUUCUUAAAUUCGUAAUAGUAAACAAAUUAAAUUAUAAGCUGUGCAAUCACAUGUUAAACAAUAAACACAUAUAUGAAGAAAACAAAACAGGUUACUAUAUGCAAAGUCUGAUCAUCCGCAAGAAGUACAAAAAAUAUUUCUAAAAAUAUUUUACCUAUCUCAUUCCAGUUCCGACAUUAGCUAUGAACUGCCGCGUCCUUGUCUGUGUCCUCUCGAUAAUAAGUGUUUGUGAAAGUUACACAUAUAAUGGAAUUUCGAUGCGAAAAUGCAAAAACUAUAAACUGGAAGAAUGUGAACCGAUGACAUCUAACAACGUGCAUUUAAUUGUGUCGGGUGAAACAAAAGUUCUAAAAAAAAAUCAUUUCGGUAACGAAACAGAGCUUAUGGACAUAACGGUGACACCGGGCAGUUUGCGUGAGUUAAAACCUAAAUGUUUUUCAAAUCUACCGAGCCUGAAAAGGAUUUACCUGGGCGGUAAUUUUUUAAAAAUAAUACCUUUCGGCGUUUUUAACUUUCUACCAGUUUAUUAUGUCUACUUGGCGGGCAAUCAAAUCCAUACCAUCGAGACGGAAGCAUUCGCUGGAAUGGAGGCUUUAAAAGAGAUCUACUUGGACAAAAACUCAUUGGUUUACUUCGAUCCUGGAUGGUUUGCCCUCGAAGGUAAAACCAGCAAUCUGGAAACGCUCAAUAUUCACCACAACAAAAUAAUAUCCAUCAACAAGAAAGCUUUUUAUAAUUUUCCAAAAAUAAAAACCGUUGAUUUUAGUUUUAACGAGAUUGAGUACAUAUCUGGGGAUAUAUUUAGAUACAAUGCAGAUAUUACUUUGUUCGAUGUCUCGUUCAACAAACUAACGACCUUGAGUUCAAAUUUAUUGGAAAACGUCAAGAAAGUAGAUAAAUUUGUUAUUGCUUUUAACUUUAUCGAUAACCUAGAUAAGGAAGUCAUAGAAGAAACCAAAAUAAAAAGUGCCAGUAUUCAUCCCAACCAAUGGAUAUGUUCAUGUUUAAAAGACGUCGAAACGUCUUUAUACAAUAAUAGGGUCCAAAGUUUUUCUUCCGGGGACACCUUUAAAAGUCGAGAAAAUUUGCUGAAGUACCAGCUGCCAGUAAACACCCAGUAUUUGGCUUCAAACUUGUCCAUUUGCUACGAAACUUGGAAAAACUGCGAAGAUAGUCAAUCUUCAAGUGAAAAUUCUGAAGCCCAAAAGGCUUUCCAGGAAGUUUUAACCAAGACCUAUGACAAAGUUAACGUUAAGUGUGCGGAAGGAAGUGGCUGUUUAGAUGGUAUGGUUUGUAGAUCCGACUAUUGUUGGGCACUAAUUAAAGUUGCCUAUUACUUUGAAAACGAUCCCAUGUAUUUUGUUUGGGGAUUUUAGAAUUAGUUUUAUUUUAUAUCACUGUAAAAAUUUAAGCAAAUAAAACGAGUUUUUCAACUACAUGUAGUGCACUAGUCUUUAAAGAAUGUUUAUGUUUCCAGUCUAGUUCAUGGACUAAAAUUAGCCACUAAAUUUAGUGACAUUUAUGACAUUUAGUAAAUGUAAAUAUGUAUUUUGUACAGUGUCGCGCUAUGCACGCGCCACCACCACCGAAUUGACCAA